This is a messenger RNA of Glarea lozoyensis ATCC 20868, 741 nucleotides long. RefSeq names its product NAD(P)-binding Rossmann-fold containing protein. The transcript is spliced from 5 exons. Bases 1 to 741 code for a protein of 246 amino acids. The record is from RefSeq and is a predicted model, not a curated record. NCBI's taxonomy places the organism in Eukaryota, Fungi, Ascomycota, Leotiomycetes, Helotiales, Helotiaceae.
AUGGCGAACACUACAUAUCUCAUCACUGGCGGGAACAGAGGUAUUGGACGCGGCCUAGCAGCAGCUCUCCUUACUAGACCAUCCACAACAGUGAUCGUCUCCGUUCGCAAUCCACAAGACUCUUCAUCCCUCUCACUUCGAGACCUCCCAGCCGGACCAUCAAGUUCUCUCAUCAUCAUACCCAUCGACUUCAACGUCAAUGAGUCUGUCGCCGCUGGCAUCGCUGAACUUAAAUCUAAGCACAACAUCACGAGUCUCGAUGUAGUCAUCGCCAAUGCUGCAAUCGGCACAACUUUUCCCAAAGUCAUUGAUGCCAAAGUCGAGGAUAUGAUUCCACACUACCAAGUCAAUGUCGUCGGUGUUGUUGCUUUGUUCCAAGCUGUUUUCCCCUACCUUGAGAAGGCUAAGGAACCGAAGUUCGUGACGAUUGGGAGUAGUGCUGGGUUCAUAGCUGAUAUGAUUCCUUUCCCGAAUGCCGUUUAUGGCACGACGAAAGCUGCGGUGCAUUUCAUCACCAAACAUAUCCACCAAGAACAUGACAACAUCAUUGCUUUCCCCAUCGAUCCAGGAUGGGUUCAAACAGAUAUGGGCAACGGGGGUGCAGUCAUAUACGGUCUUGAAAAAGCCGACAUUGAUGUCAAUACAAGCGUGACUGGACUCACAAAAGUAAUCGAUGCGGCCACCAGGGAGACACAUUCUGGACGGAUGUGGAUUUAUACUGGCGAGGAGCACUCAUGGUAA